Triticum aestivum (bread wheat) is the source of this 3758-nucleotide messenger RNA. Its product is annotated as disease resistance protein Pik-2. The record is from RefSeq and is a predicted model, not a curated record. The transcript is spliced from 3 exons. NCBI's taxonomy places the organism in Eukaryota, Viridiplantae, Streptophyta, Magnoliopsida, Poales, Poaceae. Bases 1 to 3486 code for a protein of 1161 amino acids. Gene Ontology annotation, biological process: defense response to other organism. Gene Ontology annotation, molecular function: ADP binding.
AUGGCGGAACUUGCAAUUGGUUUGGCCAAGAUGGUGGUGGAGGGGACGCUCAACAGGGCUCAGGUGGCGAUCGAGCAGGAAGCCAGGAUGCGGAGGAGCGCCAAGAGUGACAUGUUGUACAUCACUCUGGAGUUCGAGAUGAUCCACUCCUUCCUGGACGUCGCCAAUCAACAACGCGUCAUGAACAAUCUGGUGAAGACCUGGGUGAAGCAGGUCCGGGAGCUCGCCUACGACGUCGAGGAUUGCAUCGAGUUCGUCGUCCACGUCGGCAUGCAGACCAGGUGGUGGUUCCGAAUAAUCCCCAACUGCGCCGGCCCAAAGACAUUUUUGCUGGAAGAGGCGGUCCAGGAGUUGGAGGAGCUCAGGGCCAGGGCUGAGGAAUUGAGUAAGUGUUACUUACGCUACAACCACAUCACCGACUCUGAACCCAUGCUCUUCAGGCUGCAACAACAUGCAUCUGGCUCCACCGCUGGUGGAGCAAUAGUACUGGACAUGCUCAUCAGGGCAAGGGAUGCACCGAUUCGGGAUCUCGCCCUGCUGAUCACCAAGAAAGAUGACCAAGACCUUCAAGUUAUCUCGGUGUGGGAAACAGUGGACAGCGACCUUGGGACGACAUCCAUCAUCAGGAAGGUCUACAAUGACCCUUCAGUCGUCUCUUACUUCAACUGUCAUGCCUGGGUGAAGAUUAUGCACCCUUUCAAUCCUCAUGAUUUUGUCCGGAGCCUUAUGGCUCAGUUCUCAGCAAACUCUUGCGAUCAACGACAAAGAGCAACAAUAGGUAUGCAUGUCCUAACCAAGAUGCAGGGCACCCAGGAAGAUCAGCUCUUCGACGAGUUGGAGCAAUUGAUCACGAACAAGAGGCACCUCAUUGUAUUGGAAGGCCUUUCAAACAUGGUAGAAUGGGAUGCUAUCAUGGCGUUCCUUCCUAACAUGAAGAAUGGCAGCUGGAUCAUCGUGUCCACGCAGCGCUUCGAGAUAGCAAGCUUGUGCAUCGGACAUUCAUACCAGCUAACGGAACUGAAGCGCUUCUCGGCUGAGCACUCCGUUUGUGCCCUCUUCAAGGAGGGUUCUCAAGGAGGUGGAGAGAGAGGCGACAAAUCAAUAAUGUUGCGUGCAGUAAGCCAAAAUUAUUCCUCCUCUCAAAAGGAAGCAGUCGCUGAGUGGUUGAAUAAUUCUCACCUUGUUGGACGGGAGUCACAGCUGAAUGAACUUCGUAUUUGUACACUUAAAGCGCCCUUCAGCUCUUCCAGUGUUAUUUCUGUGUGGGGGAUGGUUGGCGUCGGGAAAUCAGCUCUUGUGAGAAACUUGUACUAUGACAGAAUGCUUCAUAGUGAACAAUUCAGCAGGUACAGUUGGGUGGACGUAUCUCAUCCCUUCGAUCUGAAUGACUUCUGUCGGAGCUUACUUGUGGAUCUUCAUUCGGUAAAAGACCCCGUUAAGGAGUGCUGCCAGCUUUUGAAUAAUCAUCCGUGCCUCAUUGUUAUUGAUGAUCUCCGGUCCAAACAAGAAUGGGAUAUGAUACGAACAAACUUGGUACCAAAAUCUUCUAAAAGUCUUGUCAUUGUCGUCACAACUGAAGCAAGCAUUGCUACAUAUUGCACAAACAAUGAAGAGCUCGUGUUUCAUGUCAAAUGUCUAGCACCUGAUGCCGCCUUUCGUCUCUUCAACAACAAGGUGGGUAGAAAUAAUCCAUCAUUCCCUGUAUUGAAUCACAUGAAGAAGGAACUAGAAGAAGUUAUCUUACGAUGUGGAGGUCUUCCCAAACUGAUAAUUGCUAUAGCUGACUCAUUGGCGACACAGACGGUCACAUUAAUGGAUAGUGUGCAUUCUUUGAAUCACAAAUUCAUGCACCAUCUAAAGAACAAUGUGGGGCACCAUGGCUUACGGGAUCUAUUCAGUUGGAUGCAUUCCCACAUCCACAGUUGCCCGGAUUCACUCAAGCCAUGUAUUUUCUACCUACCAAUUUUUCCUCAAGAUUGCAAACUCCGGCGGAGGCGACUAAUAAGGCGGUGGAUUGCAGAGGGUUACUCCAGAGACAACACUACAGAAUCUGCGGAGGAGAACGGGGAGAAGCAAUUCUCCGACCUGCUUGGUAUGGGCAUAAUCCAGCAGCCAUCAGAAAAAUUAACCACCGCUGAACCAGGCGACACAAGGAUGGUCUCAUGCCAGGUCAAUGGUUUUAUGCACGAGUACAUCAUCUCAAGUCGGUUGGAAGAGAACUUUGUGUUUGAACUGGGGGACAAUAGUGCCUUAACCACCCGGCGUACGGGGCGUCACCUGGUCAUACUGACAAGUUGGGACAGAGAUCAAACUGUGUUCGAGAGCAUCGACUUCUCGCGGCUACGGUCGCUGACCGUUUUUGGGAAGUGGAAAUCAUUCUUCAUCAACUGGAACACUGAUAUGAGAGUGCUUCGGGUGCUUGAUCUAGAAAAUGCAUUUGGCCUGAAAGAUCAUGAUCUCGAGAGGAUAGUGCAGCUAUUGGGUCGGCUGAAGUUCCUCUCUCUACGAGGAUGCCAUGAGCUCUCUCGAUUGCCAAGUUCACUGGGUCUUUUAAGGCAGCUACAGAGUUUGGAUGUCAGGGACACAGGCAUAAGUGUCCUGCCAAAGAACAUCACCGAACUAAAGGAAUUGCAGUACAUUCGUGCCGGCACGGGACCCGCUUCAUAUGGACUCCGUUGCCGAGCCGGUGUUCAGGUGCAUGGAUGUGUUAGCAGACUUUCAGCGUUGCACACGCUUGGAGUUGUCAACAUUGGUGCUUCAGGGGGGCUGACCAUCACGAGAGAGCUCAAGUUGCUCACUCAAUUGCGCAAGCUUGGAGUGUCUGGCGUCAACCGGAAGAACAUCAAGGAUUUUCUCUCUACAAUCUCAGGUCAUGUCCAUCUAGAAUCCUUGUCUGUGCAGCUUGACAAGGGUAAUGAAGGCUGCUUGGAUGAUAUCGUUUUGCCUUGCGAGAACCUACGGAGUCUUAAACUGUAUGGACUCGGAGAUAAGAUGCCUAUAGCGGCUUACAGCAGGUACAUGUCUGAAUAUGUACAGAGCAAUACCAAGUUACAAAAGUUGGAUCUGGAGAUGAACACUUCAAAAAAAAUUGACAUUGAGUUCCUUGCCAUGCUGCCAAGACUGUGUGUCCUACGCCUUCAAGUCAAACAGCAGCUUCAGGAUGAUAAGCUACACUUUUAUGCUGAGAUGAAUGGAGAGGAGUUGGUCACCUUCAAAAAGUUGAAGAUCCUCGAGAUUGCUUGCAGCUCCAGCGAGUUACACGUUGCAUUUGGAUCAAAAUCGAUGCAAAAUCUUGAGCUGCUCAAGAUUGACUGCUCCAGUGCAUUAUAUCAGCUUUCCGGCAUGAAUAAUCUAUCUGAACUCAAGGAAGUCUUCCUCAAAGGUACCAAUGAUGAAGCGAUCAGGGCAGAGUUUGCGAGCCAUCUUGCCAGUCAUCCAAGGCAACCUGUCGUGAAGCUGGAGGAACAACUACCGCGCUCGUCCUGAAGGGUUGACGACAUUGUCUCUGUUUAUUUCCCUUCAUUUUCUUUUGCCUACCACUAGCUCGAUCUAGCCUUUGCAAAUCCUGGUUUGUUUGUUUGUGUAAAGGCUUUGCACUUUCUUUUGUAAAAACAAGCUAUACUCUGCCGGUAGUUUGAUUCUGCUUACAUACAUGGCUCCAUUGUGAUAUGUGGUCAGCUGAUGUGCAGGACAGUUAACCAUGUAUUCUACCAUUAUUCAUUGUGAUAUGUGGUUAGUAUCAUGUAAUUAUUAUGAUA